Molecule: messenger RNA, 1644 nt
Organism: Solanum dulcamara
Lineage: Eukaryota; Viridiplantae; Streptophyta; Magnoliopsida; Solanales; Solanaceae
Exons: 6
Coding region: 465-1574 (369 amino acids)
Molecular function (GO): hydrolase activity
Source: RefSeq, a predicted model, not a curated record
AUCUUGAAACGGCAUUUUCCUAAUUUCCAUUUGUAAGUGGUCAUAACCAUUCAUUUCAACUUACUUUUCAAAAGAUGUUAUGUGCAUCAUAUAUAAAGGUAAACUGUUAUGUGCAUCAUAUAUAAAGGUGAUCAACUUUAUAUGGGCUCUUUUUUUUUCUCAAAUAAUUAUGGUGUUCGAGUCAAUUUGCAAGUACUUCGAUUAAUUUCACACCAUGCGUGCUACCUCCUACCAAAUCAGGUACCAGGUAACUCUGUUCAUCAAGAUUAGGACAAAUGAAAAUAAAUCACUUAGUAUUUUUAUCUACGCUAUUUGAAUAUGAGUGAUGAGACAUUUGUGUUCUCAAGGCACUUCAUUGGCCUAUAGACCAUUAUUCAUGUUCCAGAAUAAAUUAUUUGUUGUUCUGAUGUAGAAUUAGCUGAUUCCAGAGUAGAGGAAAUAGGAAAGGAGAGGAAAGCAAAAACAUGGUUCUAUGCUUAAUUACGACCAGCUCAACUUUCUAUCUGCAACCUGGACGUUCGAGAUAUCUUCGCAAUUGUGGGAGAUAUCUCAUGAAGCAUGCUGAUAUUACAAGGCAUAAGAUUAUCCCUUCUGCUAGGGUAGAUACAGUUGGUUUGGAGGUUUUUGUAGUUUCAGACUUGCAUACAGAAUACGCGGAGAACAUGGCAUGGGUAAAGGGUUUACCAAAAAAAGGGAGGAAAAAGGAAGUUCUUCUCGUUGCAGGUGAUGUUGCGGAGACUUAUGAGAAGUUUGUGUUAACUAUGUCCCUCUUGAAGGCUAGUUUUGAGCAUGUGUUCUUUGUGCCCGGAAACCACGACCUCUGGCUCCGUAGGGAGAAAGAGAAUUAUAUUGAUUCUCUUCAGAAGCUGGAUAAAAUGCUUGAUGCAUGUCAAAAGCUUGGAGUGGAAACUAAUCCUAGUGUCAUUGAUGGUUUGGCAAUUAUUCCUCUAUUCUCAUGGUACCACAAGAGCUUUGAUAGGGAAAAGGACAUAACUGGCAUCCGCAUUCCAUCUUUGGAGCUGGCAUGUAAGGACUUCCGUGCAUGCAAGUGGCCCGUUGGACUUAUAAAUGGAGAUAACUCCCUUGCUACACAUUUUGAUGCCAUGAAUGACAAAAAUCAGGAUACAGUCCAGGAAAUGCUGGCAAGCUGCAACCAAAUAAUUUCAUUCUCACACUUUAUUCCAAGACUAGAGCUUUGUCCAGAGAAGAGAAUGCUUUUCUAUCCUAACCUUCCAAAGAUGAUUGGUUCUGACUUUCUUGAGGCUCGUAUAAGAUACAUACAUGGAGCAAGAGGGAACACAAACGCUUGUCAUAUUUUUGGUCACACUCAUUUCUGCUGGGAUGUCCUGCUUGAUGGUAUCAGGUAUGUGCAGGCGCCAUUGGCAUAUCCAAGAGAAAGGAAAAGAAGGAUGAACGGAGGAGAAGACUGGCUGCCAUUUUGCAUUUACUCAAAAGGUGAACUCACAGAGAAUAUUUCUCCCUGUUAUUGGUCUGAUUAUUAUGCCUCUAAUCCUAGAACCCCUGAUGUAACUGAACUUGCGCCAUGGGUUGCCAAAUUUUAUGGCAAACUGUAGCAAUCUCUAAAGAACAAAAAUCUUGUUCCAAGGCCUAGCCAAUAUUUGUGUACCUAUUACCAUUUUGUAA